This is a messenger RNA of Drosophila bipectinata, 2453 nucleotides long. RefSeq names its product myotubularin-related protein 9. Gene Ontology annotation, biological process: phosphatidylinositol dephosphorylation; negative regulation of autophagy. NCBI's taxonomy places the organism in Eukaryota, Metazoa, Arthropoda, Insecta, Diptera, Drosophilidae. Gene Ontology annotation, molecular function: phosphatidylinositol-3-phosphate phosphatase activity. The record is from RefSeq and is a predicted model, not a curated record. Gene Ontology annotation, cellular component: cytoplasm; membrane.
ACAUCGCAAAAGCACAAAACCCACGGACACAAAAAACCCAACACAAACAUCCGACGGUCAUCCAAGAAAUGCAAGCUGGGCAGUGAGCGGGGGCGUGUAGCGUAUUUAUCAGUUGGCCGGAGUUGAGUGCCGCAUCGGUUGCCGCAGAUUAGCGCAGCCACAUAUCCGCCAAAUCACCACCGGAACCCGUACAAUCCCCACGGCUGUUGGUUCGCAAGCCAGUGGAAGGCGCGGGAUAACUGGAGAGCGGGGAGACGCUGAGCGACAAAACAGCGUGCCGGGGGCGGAGAAGCAAUCAAGUGGCAACAGGAGCCAGCAGCAAGAACAACAACGAUAGCCGGGCAACGACUGACUGGGUGGCAAAAGCAAAAAUGCAAAAAGUUAAUUAGUGUGAGCGAAAUCAAAUUGGACGCCCCGCCGAGGGUCUCGCCAUGGAAUUCGCCGACUUGAUAAAGACCCCCAAGCUGGAUGGGGUGCUGUUGCAUGAUCCGGGAACUGGUACAGGUUCUGGCGGGGGUGCAACAGUUGGAACGCUCUGCAUCACCGGCCACCAUCUGUUACUGAGCGCGCGGCAGGAGAAUAGCCAGGAGCUUUGGCUGCUGCACAAAAACAUCGACAGUGUGGAGAAGAAGCCCAGCCUCAGCCAAAACAUCGUUACCGGAGGAUUAAUCACCCUGAAAUGCAAGGACCUCAGGAUUAUAUCACUGGAGAUUAAGAGCGCCAAGGAAUUCUACAACGUAACCGCCUCUCUGGAAGCCCUAAGUGUCAUACAGAACACAGAGCUACUGUAUCCGUUCUUCUAUCGACCCAUGUACUCCAUCCUGGAAGAUGGCUACACUAUGUUUAGGCCCGAACUGGAGUUCGCAAAGCUUAUCAGUGGCAUGGGAAUGGGCGGUGCGUCGUCCCCCAAUGUGGCCAACAUAACAAUUUGCAUGCCUUCAACGUCGUCAACGUCCACGUUAGCUGGAAGCAUGGGAGGAGGAGGCAGUAUUCCCCAUCCCCUGCAAAAUGGCUACGCAAUGGACGCACUCCAAGGUGGCCUUGGGGGUGGAAAUGUCUCCACUGGUUGCGAGUGGCGCAUCAGCAACGUCAACAGAGACUUCAGCGUUUGUGCCACAUAUGGCGCCACGCUAAUUGUACCUAAAGCAAUUACGGACGAGCAGAUAGUGCUCUCCGCUUCGUUCAGGGACGGUGGACGGUUUCCCGUACUAAGUUACAGGCAUGAGAAUGGUGCCACGCUUAUGCGCAGCUCCCAGCCUCUGUCCAUCCAGGGCAUCAAGCGCUGCCGUGCUGACGAGGCCAUUCUCAACCUGGUUCUGGGUCGCAGCCGUAAAGGCUUCAUCGUCGACACUUGGGGCAAAGGGAAAUCCAACACUGAAACAGAUCUCCAUUAUUCUCAGUGGAAGAAGGUGAAUCGCUCCAUAGGGAAUGUCAGCUCACCUGCCUCCAUACUGGAUAGCUUUUCACGGCUGAUCGAGGCCUGCAACGACUUGGGCUGCAGCACGGACAAGUGGCUGUCGCGUCUGGAGGGCAGUGGAUGGCUAAGUCUCGUGCUGAAUUCCUUGAAUGCUUCUUGUGUGGUGGCUCAGUGCUUGGAUCAGGAAGGCAGUCCGGUUUUGGUACAUGGAGCCAAGGGAUUGGACUCCACCCUGAUUGUUACCUCGUUGGUUCAAAUCAUCCUUAAUCCAGACUGUCGCACCGUCAGAGGACUGCAAGCUUUAAUUGAACGAGAGUGGAUUCAAGCUGGUCAUCCAUUCGCCUCCCGGCACCGCUUCUCCUGCUACACCCCGCACCAGGUGCGCAACAAGAGCUCUGGCGCCACAUUCGUGCUCUUCCUGGACUGCAUCUACCAGCUGUACACGCAGUUCCCGUGCAGUUUCGAGUUCAGCACCCAGCUGCUGGUUCUGCUCUUCGAGCACAGCCACUUUUCUCAGUACGGCACCUUUUUGUGUGACUCGGAGCGGGAACGGCACGAGCUAAAGGUACAUACUAGGACGACGAGCCUCUGGUCAUAUUUGAACCGCCCCGAUGUGCUACAAACCCUGCUGAAUCCGCUGUACGAGCCCAAUGCCAAUGUGAUAUGGCCAUCGGUGGCUCCCAUUAGCUUGGAACUAUGGAGCGAUCUGUACUUGCGAUGGGUGAUCGACCAGCGGAGCUGCGCCACCGUCAUGUCUCAGAUCCAGGAGCUAGUUACUCGCGAAAAGGAACUAAGAACUCAGGCACUUAAACUGCGCAAACAGGCCUUGGAACUCAGCCAGGAGGUCUGCACACUCAUGAACAAUGCAGAAGAUGCAUAGCCGGCUACCUCAGCAGUUCUCUGUCUCUCAAUCUCCUGCAUGAUACACUUAUUUUUGAUACGUUCUGUUGCAAACAAAUGUUUAAAAUUUUUUAAGUAUAAAGUAAUACUAUAGUUAAGUCACUAAAAGUUCCAUUUACAAUUAUCAAAUGCUGAA